Liolophura sinensis is the source of this 2913-nucleotide messenger RNA. Its product is annotated as regulator of G-protein signaling 7-like. Gene Ontology annotation, biological process: positive regulation of GTPase activity; G protein-coupled receptor signaling pathway; intracellular signal transduction. NCBI's taxonomy places the organism in Eukaryota, Metazoa, Mollusca, Polyplacophora, Chitonida, Chitonidae. The transcript has 16 exons. The coding region runs from base 62 to 1762 and encodes 566 amino acids. Gene Ontology annotation, molecular function: GTPase activator activity. The record is from RefSeq and is a predicted model, not a curated record. Gene Ontology annotation, cellular component: plasma membrane; neuron projection; cytoplasm.
CAGAUGAGCUAAAGGAGCGUCGGAAGAUCAUGGUAAAAGCAAGCUAGACGUUCAAACGAGGAUGACAAUCACACCACAUGCAAUGGACAUCAAUGAAGACAAGCGACCAAGAAGUAUGGUCGUUUCCAAAAUGGAGAACAUUAUCAAAAGCAUGCAGCAUCCAGAGACUGGAAUACCUGUUCGCAGCCAGAAAAUGUUCCUCACGACAAUACCAUGUGCUUUUACAGGCUAUGAUCUUUGUGACUGGUUAAUGGACCAUCUGGACAUUGAAGAUUCUCCUGAAGCUUUGCACCUUGCUAAUCUCCUAUGUCAACAUGGCUACUUCUUCCCCAUAACAGAUGUAAAAAACCUCUCUGUGAAGGAUGAUGGAUCAUUUUACCGUUUUCAGAGCCCAUGUUACUGGCCAUCACAUAAUCCAGACCCUGACAAUGUGGACUAUGCCAUUUACCUGGCAAAGAGAACAAUGCGCAAUAAGCAGAAACAUGGCUUGGAAGAAUAUGAGCAGGCAUCAUUCAAUAAGCUACAGAAAAUGCUAUGUGAUAAAUGGGAGUUCAUCUUUAUGCAAGCAGAGGAACAAGUCAGACUGGCGAAGGAUCGUAAAAAAGGUGAGCGUGUUGUCGUGGACAGUCAGGAGAGAGCAUUCUGGAGAGUCCACCGACCCCCGCCUGGUCAGAUCAAACAUCUACAGCAAGCCCCUCAGAGGAACAUUCAGCCUAGUCAAAUGGCAGCCCGUAGGAAGAAAAACAUCGAUUUGCUAAGGAGAGAGUUGGCAUAUCUAUCUUUGUCUAUGGCCAGACCACGCCUGAAGGUUUCCAAGGCAGUUGAAAGUUUUAAUGUGCGUUUUGAGAUGUACAAAGAGCAUGACCCUGCCCUGUCGCAGCCUCAGCCAUCCAAUCCAUGGAUCACGGAUGAUGUCACAUUCUGGGAGCUAGAGGCGGAUCUGAUUGAGUUCCCGACAGAGCGGCGGGUCAAGCGCUGGGCGUUUGGAUUUUAUGACCUGAUGAGCGACCCGCGAGGGAGGAUAGAGUUUGAGCAGUUUCUACAGAAGGAAUACAGUCAGGAGAAUAUUCGCUUCUGGAAGGCCUGCGAGCAGAUGAAGAUAACCAGCCUAUCUAAAGUGCCUCACCUAGCUGACAAGAUCUACAAGGAGUUUCUGGCAGCAGGUGCCCCCUGUGAGGUGAACAUAGACUGUCGUACCAUGGACAAAGUCCUAGAGAAUCUGAAGAAGCCCAGCAGGUACACAUUUGAGGCUGCACAACAUCACAUCUACAUGCUGAUGAAGAAAGACAGUUACUCCAGAUUUCUCCGAUCAGAAGACUACAAGAAUUUGUUAGCCUGUGCACAUAACCCUGGAGGGAAGAAAAAGUUCUUCCACUUUGGUUCUCGAAGAAAACCAUCACCUACACUAAAGAUUCGUCGGCGAAAUAGCAUCAGCAGUGACACUAACUCUCAAGUGGCCGAGUCAGUGGCAGGGCAGCAUUCCUACAGCACAGGUAACCUGAGGGAACUAGAGAUGAAGGCCCCACCAUGCAGGCACAGUGUGAAUGGGUCAGAUUCCAGUAUCAGCAAAAGUGACGUGUCCCCAACAAGUGUAAGAAAGAAACUGGACAAGUUAAAGGGAGAGAGCCCAUCUAAGAGGACUCUGGAAGUGCCCACCCCAUACCCAGUACAGAACCAGGAGCUGCCACAUAACGAUGACACCAAGUCUGUGGCCAUCACGGUCCCCACCAAGCUCAAUGCUGUCGCUCCCUGGGAGGCUUAACUAGCUAUCACCUGAUUCAGCCUGCGAUACACUAGCCUGAGACCACCUGUACCUAUGUUAGCUAAAUCUGAAAAUCUAAAAGAAAUGGGAUAAUUGCUGGUAGUCUUGGUAAAAAGUGAACAAUAGUUCAUCUAGGAGAUCUGUAAAUUUUGUGUAGAUACAGCUUUAAGUACGGCCCAGACAUGAUGACGAGUGUAGGUCAAGGUCUGUCGCCACAGUCUUGGUCGUCUAUAUAUUUCAAGAUCUGCAUUUAGGUCAAGGUUUGUAGGUUCAGCCGAGAUCACAUAUAGGCCAAGAUUUGUAGGUACACCCCGGGUCAUAUGUAGGUCAGGGUCUGUAGAUACAGCCCAGGUCACAUAUAGGUCAGGGUCUGUAGGUACACCCCAGGUCAUAUGUAGGUCAGGGACUGUAGAUACAGCCCAGGUCACAUAAAGGUCAAGGCGAGAUGAAAUUCUGUAAGUACGCAUGUACAGCUUCUGAUCAGUCCACCUCAUUUCUAUUGUAUUGAUGAGUGUACUGAUAAUGUUAUAGAUAAUAUGGUACCGGAACACCUGUGAUUGUAAGAUGGUGUUAGUACAUUUUAUAUGCACCGAAAAUUUCAGUUACGAUGCACUGACCUGGUGACUACUGUAGCUGUUAGGAGAUAAGGUAUGUAGCGCUUGAAGGUGUGUAUCUGGUGCGUGUGCAGGUGUUCACAUAGACCACGUGUCUGUUAUAUAGAGAGAUUUAGAUUUGAUAUCAGUCCUGGUGAAUAGCCUCAGCCAGCCUGACACCAAGACUCUAAAGCAAUACCUCUCCAUUCCAGCCAGUUUGUUUGACUUACUCUUGUCUUUUGUGUAUUUUCUGGAUUUAUGUGGGUGAGUGGUCAAUCUCAAUCCUUUCAUAGUUCUUGGACAGAGCAGGUGUGGGUUAGAUAGCUCACCUGUGUCAUCCACAUCCUGGGUAGUUCUGAGAUCUUCAUAAUCUGGACAUGAUACAUGUAGGUGUGGGGUAGAUCUAAGUGAACUCACCUGUGUCAUCUGUAUCCAGGGUAACUGUGAGAUCUUUAUUACCUUGACAUAACAGGUUUGGGGUAGAUCUCAGGUAACUCACCUGUGUCAUCCACACUCAGGAUAACUUCGAGAUCUUUAUUACCUGCACAGGACAGGUGA